Molecule: messenger RNA, 1019 nt
Organism: Dreissena polymorpha
Lineage: Eukaryota; Metazoa; Mollusca; Bivalvia; Myida; Dreissenidae
Exons: 6
Coding region: 134-643 (169 amino acids)
Source: RefSeq, a predicted model, not a curated record
CGAAUCGUUGGUUCACUUAAAACUUCCGGUCGUCUGCCAAUUGUAAGCUGCAUUUUUCUUGAACUCCUAAAUUCUGUUUGUUCUUUGUCGUAAUUACUCCAUGAUCAACACUGCGUAAAAGACGAUUACUGGAAUGGAGGACACAUUCAAAUUAGAAAUGUCUGAUGGCUUGAAUCUUCAGUAUGGAGGAUCACCUGACAAAAGGCGAAAACGGAAAAUUGAUAGAGAGGGUUUCGUCUGCCCUGCUACCCCUGACAUUCCCCGUUCAUCCCGUCAUUUUAAGAAAGACUCUGAUGUGGAGGAAUCCUCAGACCAGUAUGAGGGUAUCCAUGGGGAUGAAAGUGGUUCCGACCUAAAGUGCGAGCUGCCCUCUGGGGACGGGGCGGCAUGUCAGGAGACAAUAACACAUAACAUACAAAGUAGCAAUAUGUCAGCAUUGUUCUCAGACUUGCACCGUCAGUUUGAAAAGACAAUAACUUCGUGGCAAAAAUUAUUUACACAGAGUGAGUCAUUUGAGCGUCAGUGUCCGGAGAAGCUUGACACCAUGAUACAGCGGGCACGUGAUCUAGAUGACAGCCUGCAGUCCCAGAAGGCCCUCCUGUGUAGACGCUUGCAUGGCAUAGGCCAAAUACUGCAGCAUUAGUGAGCACGUUCUCAUGGUAACCAUGGUAGCGGACCCUAGCAACCGGUCCUUGUGUCUGAUAAAGGGGAUCUGGUUUCGAAUUACAAUAUAUUAAUGUUAUUUUGACGUUCAGUGUGAGAAUGUAUAUUUCAAUUCAAAUCAUUACAUUUCCCUUCAAAUUGUACGGGCCUGUUAUUGAUUUAAAAAAGAAGUAAAAAUAUUAUUUGAUACAUGUUAUGUGUUUAUGUGAAGACAUGUAGUUAUUAUUGCAGUAGAGGUGUUUUAUUAUUAUGUUUCAACUACUUUGCUUUUUCACAAAGUGUUUUCUGUUUUAUAUAGCUGUAUUGGCGUCCUGUUUUAAUUUAUAAGAAGUCAAAUAAACCAUAUAUUGGUGCAA